UUUUCCUUUUAAACGGGAGCCGGGAGCGAAAGCGGAUCAUUCAACCCAUUAGCAGCUUUAAAAAAUCCGUACAACUUGGAAGUUAUUCGUAUUUCAGAUUUUCAGUAGCUCCGUCUCAAAAUUACCAUUUUCAGAGUCCUUCGCGCGUAUUCUUGUUGAUUGAAACUAAAACCCUAUUGUUUUCUUUCGUGGCUACAGUUGGUCUGGCAUAAUAAUGUCUCGAGUAUAUGUUGGGAACUUGGAUCCGAGAGUUACAGAAAGAGAACUCGAAGAUGAAUUUCGAGUUUAUGGUGUUCUUCGGAGUGUCUGGGUGGCUAGAAAGCCACCGGGUUAUGCAUUUGUUGAGUUUGAUGAUCGUAGAGAUGCUUUGGAUGCAAUUCGUGCAUUGGAUGGGAAGAAUGGCUGGCGUGUGGAGCUUUCUCAUAAUUCUAAGGGAGGUGGUGGAGGCCGUGGUGGUGGUGGACGUGGCCGUGGUGGAGGUGAAGAUUUGAAGUGCUAUGAAUGUGGUGAACCAGGUCAUUUUGCUCGAGAGUGUCGCUUACGAAUUGGGUCACGAGGCCUUGGAAGUGGGCGGCGUCGAAGCCCCAGUCCACGAUACCGUAGGAGCCCAAGUUAUGGUCGUAGGAGUUAUAGCCCUCGAGGAAAAAGAUCUCCACGACGUCGCAGCAUAACACCACGCCGUGGCCGCAGCUACAGCAGGUCCCCACCAUAUCGCCAUGCUCGUGAUUCGCCUUAUGCUAAUGGAGAUCAACGCCGGAGUCGGAGCUGAAGUAUGUUGUCUCACAACUCAAUCUUGGCAAUUCUGUAGUAUUAGUAGGAAUGGUCGUUAAAAUUGAUAGAAAAAUGACUGGUUGACAAAUUAGAAAAAUAUUUAUCUUGGGUUUGUUUGGAAUUCUUUUCGCCUGAGUAAAUGGCUUCUAUAUAUUUCUUAGCUGCCAAAAAGAGGUGCUUUGACUCCUCAAA
This is a messenger RNA of Nelumbo nucifera (sacred lotus), 963 nucleotides long. RefSeq names its product serine/arginine-rich splicing factor RSZ22A-like. NCBI's taxonomy places the organism in Eukaryota, Viridiplantae, Streptophyta, Magnoliopsida, Proteales, Nelumbonaceae. The record is from RefSeq and is a predicted model, not a curated record. Gene Ontology annotation, molecular function: zinc ion binding; RNA binding.